AGAUCAGUUUUACGGAAAGGUUAAAAUAAUUUAGUGCCAGUUUUAAUUCGGCAACCGAAGUGUUCGUGCACUUAGCAGAAAAAUGUUUCGCUUUGUUUUCAUUAUGUCGCUGUAUUAUAUUUUAAGUUUUCAAAUAAGAUUUUCCUUCAGUCAAAGUAAGGAUACGAAUAAGAUUUGCGAUGGCAAUUGUGAUGUGCAAAUAGAUAUCGUUGCAAAAUUCAUAAAAACUCUCAGUUUCCCAUCGAACAUCGAGAAGCAGUUAGCCUCGAAUCGAACAUCCAAAUGGUCUAGUUGUAUGGAAGCAGCAGCAAAGAGCUGGAGGAGUGGUAUUUACAAAAUUCAGUUAGAAAAGAUAAAUAUCACCGACUUCGAGGUAUUUUGCGAAGAGGACGUUGAUUUCGGGGGAUGGAUAGUCAUUCAACGGCGCCAAAGUGGCUCGGUGGAUUUUUAUAGAACUUGGGAUGACUAUAAAGAGGGAUUUGGUGAGUUAAGGGGUAACUAUUGGAUCGGUUUGGAGAAAUUGUACGCGCUCACUAAUAGUUGUGAACAGGAGUUGUAUAUUCAAAUGAAAACACGUAAAGGGGGAAAAUACUAUGCAAAAUAUGCAGAGUUUCUUAUUGGUGACGAGUCAGAGAGCUACGCUUUAAAGAAACUGGGUAUUUAUAAUGGGAGCGCUGGCGAUUCCUUAAAGUAUCAUUCGGGAAGGAAGUUUUCAACUUAUGAUCGUGAUAGUGAUGAUUCUGCAGAUAAUUGUGCAAAUAAAUAUAAAGGUGGCUGGUGGUUUGGCGGAUGCUAUGCAAGUCAUUUAAAUGGAGUCUACGGAAAUGUUAAGGCGGGUGUACACUGGCUUGAGAUAGAAAUAGAUGAGUCUAUAGCAUUUGCGCAAAUGAUGAUACGUCCAACUCAAAAUUGCUGGAAACGGUUAAUGUUGAGCAAUUUACAUCGAGCAAGCUUCCAUUAACUACUACUGAAUUAUCGAAAUUAAUUAAACAAUAAACUUAAAUUCAAAUAUGUAACUAAA
This is a messenger RNA of Bactrocera tryoni, 1021 nucleotides long. RefSeq names its product angiopoietin-related protein 2-like. NCBI's taxonomy places the organism in Eukaryota, Metazoa, Arthropoda, Insecta, Diptera, Tephritidae. Bases 83 to 961 code for a protein of 292 amino acids. The record is from RefSeq and is a predicted model, not a curated record. The transcript is spliced from 3 exons.